Messenger RNA from Diabrotica balteata, 7805 nucleotides. Lineage: Eukaryota; Metazoa; Arthropoda; Insecta; Coleoptera; Chrysomelidae. The record is from the annotation of a GenBank genome assembly.
AUGGUUUCUGAAAUAAAAGGUUCACAGGAGAUGCGCGUUGUUUGUUAUUAUACCAACUGGUCAAUAUAUAGACCAGGAGACGCUAAGUUUAGUCCGCAAAAUAUAAACCCCUAUCUAUGCACACAUCUUAUAUACGCAUUUGGAGGAUUUACCAAAGAAAAUACGCUCAAGCCCUUUGAUAAAUAUCAAGAUAUAGAAAAAGGUGGUUAUGCAAAAUUCACUGGAUUAAAAACUUACAACAAAAAUCUUAAAACUAUGCUAGCAAUUGGAGGUUGGAACGAGGGAUCCACUAGAUUUUCUCCAAUGGUUGCAAAUGCCACAAGACGGAAAGAAUUCGCUAGAAAUGCCAUUAAGUUUUUAAGACUGAACCAUUUCGAUGGACUGGAUCUAGAUUGGGAAUAUCCGUCUUUCAGAGAUGGUGGAAAACCUAGGGAUAAGGCCAACUAUCCACUUCUUGUACAGGAUCUCAGUGAAGAAUUUGAUAGAGAAGCAGAAAAAACAGGAAGGCCAAGAUUGAUAUUAACGAUGGCUGUGCCUGCGGGUGUAGAAUAUAUCAACAAAGGAUUCGAUGUGCCAGAAUUAAAUAAAUACUUAGACUGGAUGAAUAUUUUAAGUUAUGAUUAUCACUCUGCGUUUGAGCCUGCUGACCAUUCCGUUAAACACUAUCUUAAACUUGGAGCUGAUCCAAGUAAAUUAGUACUAGGAAUACCUACGUAUGGUCGAUCGUACACACUUCUCAAUCCAGAUGCUUUUGAAAUCGGCUCUCCAGCUGAUGGACCGGGAACGAUGGGUGAAGCAACACGAGAAAAUGGAUAUUUAGCAUACUACGAGGUUUGUGACUACGUCAAGAACCAGGAUUGGGAAGUGGAUUCUCCAAACCCCAAGGUCAUGGGUCCAUACGCAUUUAAGGACAAUCAAUGGGUUGGAUAUGAUGACGAAGAAAUCGUUAAGAGAAAAGCCGAAUAUGUUGCUGAAAAUCGUUUAGGAGGUAUAAUGUUUUGGUCUAUUGAUAAUGACGAUUUCAGAGGAAAAUGUCACGGAAAGGCUUAUCCCUUGGUUGAAGCUGGAAGAGCAGCAUUACUAGCUGCAUAUGGUAUAACAGACGAUAAUCUAAUUGCUCCACCUUCUAAACCCAUAAAAUCAAGAACUAGAACAAGAACUAAGAGCGUAAACAAAAUAGAAGCAAUUGAAGAUGAAAAAACAGAAAAACCCGAAAAAAUACAGACUAGAAGAAGAAACAGAAGGAAAGAAAUUAAGGAUACAUCAAGGGAGGAAACAUCUAGCUAUAGCAGUCUUAAAGUAGUAACUCCCAGUUGGACAACACCUGCUCCACCAGCAACACCUGAUAUGGACGGAGGUUUUAAAUGUGAAGACGAUGGUUUUUACCCACAUCCAAAAGAUUGCAAAAAAUAUUAUUGGUGUCUAAGUGGAGCAGGCGACUCUAUUAUAGCUCAUCAGUUCACCUGCCCAGCAGGUUUAUACUUUAAUAAAGCCGCUGAUUCAUGUGACUAUACACAAAACGUUCUAUGUAACAAAAAGAUGCAAAAAGUUACCACGACUACGACUACUACGACAACGUCAACUACAGCAAGAAGUCAAGAUGCGUCAUCUACAUCUUCGCCUUCUUCUCUUCUAUUCUCUACAAGAGUGCCAUCCAAAAUAGGAGCUGGAAGUAGGUCUAUUUUCAGACACACGACAACUACAACAGAAGCAUAUGAGGAUGAUGAUGAAGAAUACGAUGAUGACGAAGAAGAAGAGGAUAAAAAAGAGUCAGAAGAAGAUCCUCGAGUCAUUAAAGAGUUAAUUGAACUUAUAAAAAAAGCAGGUGGUCUCGAAGAAUUAGAAAAGCAAUUUAAAGUAAAAGGAGAGUCGCCCAGUAAUAGCAAUGUAGAAGUUACUACUAAAUCAUCAAUUUCAAAAAGCUUAAAUACCAUCUUUAGAAAUAGCAGAGGACCACAAAGUGAGAAAACAGAAGACGAACUCAAAGAAGAAACUAAACCAAAAAUAGAAAGAGGCAAAUUGCAAUAUACAUCAAUUUCAAGAUUUAGACCUUCAGUUGCACGUGAGAAAAAAGCUGAAUCUGUCGAGGACGAUGAAGAUAUCGAACAUAAUAACGAAGAUCAAACCAGCAAAAGGUCGUCUGACAAAUUCCCAGCUUACACGAAUAUAAGACGUGCUAGAAUCAGUACAACAAGUGAACCGUCAAAUGAUAGAAAUAAAAUUUUGGGAGAACUGCCAGAAGACAGCGAUGAUGAGGAAAGUGAAGAAGAUGAUGACGACGAAGAUGACGACGAUAUAAAAAGUGAAUAUACACCAACCACCAAAAAGGCGAAUAUUCCUCAUUACGUUAACAUUAGACGGCAAAGACCUUCGACCACCGAAGAAUCUUCCACAUCUCAAUACAAUGAAAUCAAAAGAGGAAGCACUGCAGAGGCUACGUCUAAAGAAGAAAACAGUCCUACAACUUCAAAGUACAAACAAAUUCGACGGGGCACCACAACAGCUACUACUACGACAACUAAUACACCGUCUACAUCUGAAACACAACAGUUAAGCAUUGCUGAGGAAAAUAGUACGGAAACAUCAACUACCUCAUCAAUAUCUGAUUCAGGAUUAGGAUCCAGUGUUGAAGCGGUUACAGAAAACAGAACAACAGAAGAUAUUAGAAAUGACUAUGUAUCUAGUGUAAUAACAACAACCGGAACAUAUGUAACUUCAACAGAUGACAUUAAUGCCAUUAAAUCUGAAAAUAACGUUUCGAAAUCUCCCAACAAGUCAACUUUACUAACUAAACCACACUUUUUAAAUUCUAUCCAAAGAAAAAGACCGCAACUUUUCGAGCCGAGACCAUUUACAAAGCCCACAGAGUCGACCACGUCAAGAUCGUCGACGAGUCAAGCCACAAAGGUGAGUGAUGAUUCAACAGAAUCAGAAAAUUAUAAAAUUACAAAAGAAAAACCAACUAUAAACUUUAGAUCCAGAGAAUCUUCUAGGUUUAACCCACAGAAAAAAAUUCAAACAGCUAAUAUUGAAGAUGAUAUUGAUACGGACAUUGUACCGUCAAAGAGACGUUUGGUGACAACUGAAAAACAUAUAGAAGAAAUUAGACCGUACAGACCAUCAGAACUAGCAGAUUUAUCAUCACUAACAGCUGUUGAUUUCGAUAAUAUAAAAGAGUUAAAUACAAGAGCAAAUUCAAGAAGAAGAAGACCCUUGAGACCCUCUUCCACAACUACUGUAAUACCAGAAGACUUGCAAAAGGCACAAUAUACUGUAAAAAGGAGAAGAAUCAAUUUAAAUUACAAAGAGUCUGAAAGAUUACCAAAUGUAUCUAAGAUUUCACAAACUACUGAAUCAAACACCGUGUCUGACUCAUUCCAAUCAACUUCUCGUAAUAGAAAAGUCAUACGAAGAUUUAGGACUAGCACUCAUCCAUCUACAUCGAACUCCGAAGUUACAGAAACAACACCUCUUCCUAGAUCUCAAUCAACGGAAACUACUACAAAAUCUAUUUUGGAUAUCGCACCAAACCAUAACGAGGUUAACGACGAUUCUUUUGAUGAUUCAAAUACAGAAGAGGAAGAAAAUAUAAAACUAUCUGAAUCAAAUAUACGCGAAAAUAGCGAAAUUAAUAGUUUUGAAGUAGAUCCGAAGCUAAGGAGCAAAUUUAUUAAACCUUUCGAUUAUUUCGGAAAAUCAAGUGUUCAUGAAAAGAGUUCAGGAAUUGAAAAAUCGACAUUUACAUUAGAAGAAAAAAGCAGCACGGUUGAUGUUACUUUAGGUUCCAGUAUUUCCACUGAGCCCACCAUUUUUAACCGUACUAGAAAGAUAGUUAGAAAAAUUAUACCCACAGAUUUACCAAAAAUUAUUGAUAAACCAGUAGAAUCUGAACAAGUUUUUGGUCGUAAAAGAAAGAUUAUUCGAAAAUUUAAACCACAUAACAAUUCUGUUGGACAAAAUUUCACCGACAUAUCUAACAUUUUUAAUUUGAAUACAACGGAAGAAUCUCUCUCUACAAACGAUACCAGUGAACAAAAUCCUGAUAAUAUUUAUAAAAUUCAAGACGUUUCCAGUGAAGCACCCAAAUAUCCUAAGAGAAUAUUUCGCCCACGAACAAAAUUCACUCCAAGUACUGAAAGUAGUAUAGACCAAGAGAUCACUACAUCCAAACAAUAUCAAAGAAAUAAAACAAUUUUACUUAGAGGUCCAAGCAGGAAUUAUAGACCAAGAUUUAGUACAAAAUCCAGUGAAUUUGAUGCAUCAACUGAAUCAGCAGUAUCGAAAAAGUACAGUUUUAUUCCCAGACGCACUACAAAGACAAUCACAAGUACGACUACUACUGAGCCAACUACAUACCAGUCAGAAAAGACUUCAGUACCAGAUCUUCAAGAUUUAUAUGUGACUACAACUGAAGACUAUAUUGAUUCAACUACUGAAGACGAUAAUACAUCAGAAAUUCCAGACGAAAAUGAAAUUGACUAUUUGACAACAAUAAACUCUGACACGGAAUUGGAGACGACAGUAAGUACCGAAGAAAACAUUACUGAUCAGACAAAAAAUAUUGAGGAUAAUGAUAUUAAUUUUGAAACCACUAAUAACUAUAUUGAAUCAACGUCAAUAUCAACUACUACUACAAAUACACCAGAAGAGACUACCACAGCACAAACAGAUAUAUCAGAUGAACCAGAUUUAACAACAUUAUAUAUGGAACAAACCACCGAAAUACAAAUAGAUACAACCACAGUACCAGAAAAAAGUACUUCAGAGCCAUCUACCUCUGUAGCUACUGAACAAUCUAGUACGUCUCUUCGGCCAAACAUUUUAAAACCAAUAGAAUCAAGACCUAAGUUUAUUCCUUCCAGGCUUAAGAGUCUUACUAAUAGUCAGUCUACAGAAUCAAGCUCUGUAAAGCCCAAACCAUCAUAUAGAAACCGAUUGUUUGCAUCUACCACCAGCAGCUCAGUCUUAAAAGAGGCCAGUACCAGAUUUACUCCAAAGGAAAACAAGAGAUAUAAUAAAUACCGAACUGGUUUUAGAAAAGAAAAUAAGGAUGAGGAAUCAGUAGUAGAAACUAGUUCGGCUUCUGUAAUCGAAAAAUCUUAUAAAUACAGAAAAUUUAAAGAACAGGAACCGGAUUUAUCAGCAAACGAAAAUGAAAAAGAAGAUGACGAUGACGAACUUGAUGAUACCACACAGACCGUUGAAAGUAGUUCGGCAUCUUACAGUAAUCGAUUUUUAAGCAAUUUUAAAAAAUCAAAACAAAAUUCUGACUCAGUAUUGGAUAGCAGAAAUAACAGCAACGAGUAUGAUGAUAAUAGCGAUGAUAUAAAACCAAUAUCUGUAUUACCACUUAAUAAAUCUCUAUAUAAAUAUAGAAGACCACAAACUAUUCAAAAAUAUUCAGAUAGUGACAAUGAAAAAAUUGAAAGUAUUCCUGAAGAUGGAAAUACUAAUGCCGAAACUCAAAAAGUACUACCCCAAAUUAAUACCACUAUAUCAAGAUUUUCUAAUAAAACUACUCAUUUAAAACCUCAAAACAAAAUUGUCAGCUUUUCAAAAUCUACGACUGAAGCAACGAGGACCGAUGAUCAAUUGAAAGAUAUAGAUACUGAAGCUAUUAAGAAUAGAAAUAAAAAUCUAUUUAACAACAGAAAAUCCACUAUUGGUAUUUUGAGCUCAUCUUCUCCGUUAACCACUUUAGGAGAAGAAUUAGUCACUUCUCCUACAAUCUUAACAACCGAUGAUUCAACAACAUACUCUGAAGACGAAUCUACAGUUUCAUCGACACCUCUAUCUACAACUGAGUCUAUUGAAUCUAGUACUUUAGUGCAUAUUUUUGCAGAGAAAGGUGGAACGUCUGAUCUGCCAACUAAAGUAGAUAAUAUAGAAAACCAUUCGCCAGAAAAUAGAGUCGAACGCCUUAUUGAAGUGAACAGAAUUGUAAAUGUCCAGACUAAAGAAGACAUUGUGAAACACCAUCAUGUGGAACACAUAACUGAUCAGGAAUCGCCAAUAUUAGAUAAGAUAGGAGCUAUUAAUAGAGUCACUGUUAUAAAAGUGGUAGAUAAAGACGGGCAGAUAGUUAAUAGUAACGACACCAAUAAUAAUAAUAAUAAUGUAUCUCCAAUUUAUGUUGCUGAUUCUCAUUCAAAUGAGUCUCCUAUAAAAUCGUCUGUUGAUAUGAUUAUUCAAAUUGCAAAAAUUGAGGAAAUACCGGCUGAGACCAUGUUAGGAAAGAUUAACUUAACCAAUAUAUCAUUAGGAAUCAAUCAUUCUGAACAUACCGAUAGGGAGGAAAGAAAACUUAGCGAUAUCGGAAGUAAAUUGGUAACCAGCAAAGUGGAAAAUAUCGGAAAAGCUGAAAUAUUCGGCGGAUUGUCUCAUAUUAACGUCAUAACUCCCAGACCGAUUCAUCUUACCGAAUCGUCGACAAUAGCUUUAGAAGGAUUGUUCCAAACAGAAAAACCCAGUUUAUUUACCAGUAAAAACUCCAUAAGCGACGAGCUGUUGGAAACCGAAAACUCGAAGUAUGUAAAUGUAAGAAUACUCCAUCCAGAUGAGGGUUACAGGAUAAAUAAAGAAAUUAAGCAGGACACGAAGGUUAUUCCUAUAAAACUACUGAAACAAGAUGAUAAUGAUUUCAUAAUGCGUGCCAAAGUAGUCGAGGUUUCAACUCAGUCAACUUUGAAUACCAUCAAAAUUGCCCCUAUUAAAAUUCCGUUUAGAAACUUUUUAAGAGGAACUAACAGAAGAAGUCCUUUCACGACUAGAUCGCCGACUACGAAAACACCAAUAACUAAUUCCACCGCAGCAAUUUCUUCGCCUCCUUCGACGAGAUUCUCGAGACCGACUGGACCAACACGCAGAAAAUUCCUAACGAGAACAACAACGGCUGCGAUAUUAGAAAGUCAAGAAUCGACUUCGUCGACAUCAUCAACAACAAAAAGACCCCGUCCAAAUAUUUUUGAUGGUACUUCUCGAACCCCUUUUCUACGCAGAACUACCAAAACUACAACUACAACCGAAAAUCCAACCUUGGGAAUACUUACACGUCAAACAACAUUGUUUGAAAAUGACUCUGUCGGAAAACCGAUCGAAUUAAGGGACGUAGUUGUAGCGAUCCAAAACCUACAAAAUGCGCCAGUUCCUUCCCGUACAAUUAAACCACUAAUGGAACAGAAUUUAAUUGAUACUAGCGAAUAUGAAGAUCUUAUCACAACAGAAAUUUUUAUCACUACUGCUUCGCCGAAAAGGAAAAUUAGUUCAAAUAAAUCAACGAUACGGAAUACACCUACAACAGUGGCUUCAAAGCCGACAGUAUACUCUUUUAAAAAAGGUUCAAGGUUUCCCCCCGAACAAGUAAAACAUACUAUCGCUUAUACAAAACCAUUCUCUGCAGAACUUUAUCCUACUGAUCGCAUCAAUAGAAUCCACUCCUCUUUGGUCCAAGUUCCACAAUACACUGAUCUCAAUAGAUUUAACAAAUAUGAAGCGUAUAUGGAUAAUACUGAUAUAACUGAUCAACUUCCUGAACACAGUAAAGUCCUGCUGCACAGUAAUGGCGUUAUAGAAUGUCUAGAUCAAGGAAACUUUCCUCAUCCUGCUUCAUGCAAGAAAUUUAUUUCGUGUGCAAAAAUGGAAAGAGGAAAAAUAAUAGGAUGGGAAUAUACAUGUCCGAAAAAUUUAAGUUUUGAUCCUAUUGGAGGGAUAUGCAAUUGGGCAGCUGAUUUAUCAUGUGAUGACAAAUAAUGUACAUAAUUAUUUAGAUGUAGAUUUUAUUUUAUAAAUAAAAAUAAUAUAAGACU